UCUCUGUAAUGACCCACAGUUCCUGGUGCACUUCUGGUUAAAAAGUCUGCACACCAUGAACAUCUCCAUCCCCUCCAUCCUGCUCGGUCUGGGAGGAAAAUGUCUGCUCAACUGGGCCCUGGUGUUUCUCCAGAGGAACCACAUCUGUAAAAGCUUCCUGGGGGUUUUCAGUGUUUCCCUCGCUGUCGUCGACUCAAUCCUGACUCUCUCUGUCACCACCCUUCACGUCCACGCUGAGGAACACACCGUCCUCCUGGGCUUGAAGCUGACCAGGUACCACGUAUGUUUGCUGGUUCAAAUCCUUGGACAAGUCUACAUUUCUCUGCAGUGGCCUGUCGUAGUUGUGGCCGGUUUGGACCAUUUCUUUGCUGUCACUCGAAGGUUGCAACCCACCACCGUCCGAGCCAGACGGAUUGUCUACAUAAUUGUGACUGGCUUCCUGUGGUACCUCACUGCUCUCUACGUCUUCUUGCUGUCUGACUUCAUUCCUGUCAUGGAGGACGUGCCUCACCACCAGAUACACCAGUGCUGGGUCUUCCACACCACUCACAUCCUGCAGGUUGCCAUGUUUCUCCUCCUGAUUCUGGGCUGUGCAGCGUUGCAUGCUUGGCGCCGCACACUUAUGUUGCAAAAUUCUCCUCUGAGCGACCAAAUUACAGAUAAAAGUAGAGCUCACUCCAGAAGAAGUGUUGUUCACCAAGCCCUGCAUACAUUUCUGAACACAUGGGCUUUAUUCCUGGGUUUUCUGUCUGCGCUCCUCCUGCUGCCUGUGGGAAUACCUGCAUACCUGGGUCUUAACAUUGCCUGGCUCUGCUUCCUCAACAGCCUUCUAAUAACAGUAGUUUUAUGUGCAGUCUGUCCAGGCUCGCAGCUAGCACAGGGCCUGGCAGCAGUUCCUGCCGACAGCUUCUGUGAGUGGAGAUUUAAAUUUAGCCUGGCUGCAGAGGAUAGAACUGACUGCUCGAAGCAAGUAAACCAGCCAAAACAGGACUUGUGUUAGAAGAAGUGGAAUUAGCUGCUGAGACUUCAGUGUCUUUGAGAAAGAAGGUAAUUUGUAUUUCUAAAUUCUAAAUUUCUAAACACACACACACACAUACACCCACUGAAUACAUCUCACCCAUCAUUCAUACCAAGCACUCUCUCAUCUUUCCUGCGAGCACAUCCUAACCAUAACAUUAAAAGAACAACUUGCCAACUCUGACACUAAGUGGAUAAUAAACAUUCUAAUGUGGAUAAAGUGCUAAGUAACAGUACAAACUACAUCAUUAAAAAAGUAUAGCUUCAUUUAAGACUGUUUAAGAAGCUAUUCCUAAAUCUACUAGUCCUUGUUUUUAGACAUCUGUAACGUCUCCCUGAGGGCAAGAGUUCAAACAGUGGGUGACCAGGGUGAGAACAGUUACGUGUAAUUUUGGUGGCUUUUGAGAGCAGUCUUGAGUUGGCAAUUUCCUCUAGAGAGGGAAGCAGACAAGCAACAAUCUUCUGUGCUGUGUUGAUCCCUCUCUGUGUUUGUUUUAUGUCUGCUACAUAACAUCCAGCAUACCGCACAGUACACCAG
Molecule: messenger RNA, 1555 nt
Organism: Etheostoma cragini (Arkansas darter)
Lineage: Eukaryota; Metazoa; Chordata; Actinopteri; Perciformes; Percidae
Gene: gpr160
Product: G protein-coupled receptor 160
Exons: 1
Coding region: 56-1000 (314 amino acids)
Cellular component (GO): signaling receptor complex; plasma membrane
Source: RefSeq, a predicted model, not a curated record